Molecule: messenger RNA, 843 nt
Organism: Sardina pilchardus (European sardine)
Lineage: Eukaryota; Metazoa; Chordata; Actinopteri; Clupeiformes; Clupeidae
Product: zona pellucida-like domain-containing protein 1
Exons: 6
Coding region: 1-843 (280 amino acids)
Cellular component (GO): cell surface
Source: RefSeq, a predicted model, not a curated record
AUGUACUUGAGUAUUCUGCUGUGUCCUAUAUACUUUGGUGGGUACAACGAGACCCUCAUGGCGCUCAACGGCAAGUUCGAUCAGCCAGAGUGCCUGGGCACCGCUGACCUGGAUGCCGCCUCUCCACUCCUCAACUUCAGCUUUGCGAUCAGUGAACAGGGCGUAAACAUCUGCGGUAACAAACUGAAGAUCUUCGAUGGAGCUGGGACAGGGAUAUUUUCCCAAUACUCCAGUGUGCAGCACGUCAACAUCUCUGGGAUCGUCAACUCACUAGACCCCACCGCCGGAACCAUCACCUAUAAGGAGGAGGUCAUGUACCUGUUCUCCUGUGAAUACCCGCUGCAAUAUUUUGUCAACAACACAGAACUAAGUGUGUCAGGGGUAAGUCUUGCUGUUAAGGACAACAAUGGCAGCUUCAUUAGCACACUGAGCAUGUCACUGUUCAAGGAUCAAGAUUACACACAACCCAUGUCGAUGCCACCGAAUGGCAUCCAGCUGAAAACCCGAAUCUUUGUGGAAAUCAAGGCCACUAAUCUCACAGACAGGUUCAAUGUUCUCCUGGACCGCUGCUAUGCCAGUACCAGCCCUGCCCCCUCAAAUAGCACAUACUACGACCUGUUUGUUGGUUGUAGCAGAGAUACACAGACAGUGGUGGGCCUGAACGGAGUCUCUCAGAAGGCCCAGUUCUCCUUUGAGGCGUUUCGCUUUACGGAGCACAAGAACAAGACCAUCUCCACCUUCUACCUGCACUGCCUCACCCGGCUUUGUGAGAACGCCACCUGCGCCUCCAUGCUGCCGGUAAGGCACCACAUCCACCACAGCAGUUGCCAUAGUGACUCAUGA